AUGGAAGAUUUACACAAGUACAACACUUCACACAACUACAGCUCUGAUCCCAGCAACAUCAGCUACACCUACAACAAUGAUAUUGAUAACCUUAUGUUCAGCUUAAAUGUGGUGACAUACAUAGUUCUUGUCAUCGGCGUUCCUUUGACGCUGGUGGCCAUCUGUGCUCUUUUUUCUCAGGUGAGAAAUGAUAACGUCGCUCCCAUCUACGUCAUCAACCUCCUCAUCUCUGACCUCAUUCAGUUCUGCUGCAUGAUUGCUGAGAUGGUGCAACCUGAGGACGGUGUCGUCUUGUUUAUCUACAGCUAUAGUGUGUUCGCCAGUGUUGGCUUCAUGGUGUGUAUCGCCAUGGAAAGGUAUUUCGCCAUCGUCUUCCCACUGUGGUACCGCUUCAGACGAACCAUCAAGACCUCUGUGCUGGUCUGCGUCGUGGUCUGGGUCCUUCCUCUCAUCUGUACCCUCCCUGCACGUAUAUCCAAUUCUGUUGCGGGCGUCAUAAUCCUACCCAUCUUUUUAUUUCUUCCCCUCCCACUGCUCAUAUUCUUCAUGGGUGGGACCCUCAGAGCUCUGUCUGCCUCCAUCUCGGUCCCCUCUGAUGAAAAACUACGAAUUGCAGGAAUGUUGGUCCUGGUGCUGCUGAUUUACAUCCUGCUGUUCCUGCCCUUCAUCAUUUUGAUGGUGGCAGGUGAACUGGUUAAUGUCACUCUUGUCUUCCUGUCUCUUGUGUUAAUCAGGUUGUGUCCUCUUGUAGAUUUAGUUCUGUAUGUUUUCAUGAGGAAAGGGACCACACACAGUCUCCUGGCCUCUGUGAGGUGUUGCAGAAUGGACAGCAAUGAAAUCAGAAGACCAGCAGUAGCAGUGGUGAUGACGUGUCCACAAUACGAGGACGCCUCGUCCUGA
Messenger RNA from Epinephelus lanceolatus (giant grouper), 900 nucleotides. The record is from RefSeq and is a predicted model, not a curated record. NCBI's taxonomy places the organism in Eukaryota, Metazoa, Chordata, Actinopteri, Perciformes, Serranidae.